UGGUUGCAGAUCGCAGGUGUUCUGUGUGUGUGACUGUGUGGGUUUUUCUGCUCUGGAGUCUGUAGUAAACAGUGGAAGUAAAAACAACAACGUGGGAUCGUGAAGUGGUAAGAGUAUCUCUGGAAACAAUUGUGUCACGUUUUGAGGCUCGAAACCAACUCCUUUGACAGGCAAGGACUUUAAUGGGCUUCCUGUUUUGAUUGGAUCACCUCAGUUCUGGACUAACUUUUAGACUAAGCGAGAGAGCAGUCUUUCUUCCACCAAGAAGCCAAGAUGGCCGUCCAUUGGGGAGGGGUGGUUGCCAUAAUCGCCUUCUACUUGUUGAUUCUGGGUGUUGGACUAUGGGCCGCCCGUAAGAGCAAGGGAUCUAAAGAUCCGGAGGAGAUCAUGCUGGCUGGUAGAAACAUUGGACUCUUUGUUGGCAUCUUCACCAUGACAGCCACAUGGGUAGGAGGAGGUUACAUAAAUGGAACGGCAGAAUAUGUCUUCCGAUCUGAUUAUGGGUUACUAUGGACACAGGCACCUUGGGGAUAUGCAGCAAGUCUUAUUCUAGGAGGCUUGAUGUUUGCCAAAGCUAUGCGCUCACAGGGUUACAUCACCAUGUUGGACCCGUUCCAGCUGAAGUAUGGUUCCCGGAUGGGAGGCCUUCUGUUCAUCCCUGCCCUCACCGGAGAGCUCUUCUGGUCGGCGGCCAUUUUGAACGCUCUUGGAGCAACCAUCAGCGUGGUGCUAGAACUGGACACCAAGAUUUCCAUCAUAGUCUCCGCCUGCAUCGCUGUGUUUUAUACGUUCUUCGGCGGGCUGUACUCUGUAGCCUACACUGAUGUUGUGCAGCUCAUUUGCAUAUUUAUUGGCCUGUGGGUUUGUAUUCCCUUUGCUUUCACCAACUCUGCAGUGUCCAAUAUUGCACUGACAUCUGACGCCUGGCUGGGUAAAUGGGACUCGACGUAUGCUGGAGUAUGGGUUGAUUCUGCUCUUCUUCUUAUAUUUGGAGGUAUUCCAUGGCAGGUUUAUUUCCAGCGUGUCCUGUCAUCUAAGACAGCAGAGCGAGCUCAGGCUCUGUCCUUUGUGGCAGCCUUUGGGUGUAUCCUGAUGGCCAUUCCUUCAAUUCUUAUUGGUGCUAUAGGAGCCAGUACAGACUGGAGCAAUACUACCCUAGAUCUGUCGAAAGUAAACCCCUAUAACCAAACCAGCUUGCUGCUGCCGUUGGUCAUCCAGUACCUGACGCCACAGGUCGUAUCCUUCAUCGGUCUUGGGGCAGUGUCCGCCGCUGUCAUGUCAUCGGCUGAUUCCUCAAUCCUGUCAGCCAGCUCCAUGUUCACCCGUAACAUCUACAAGUUGAUUUUCAGACAGUCGGCCUCUGAGGUUGAGCUUCUGUGGGUGAUGCGUAUUGGUAUUGUAUUAGUGGGUGUUGUAGCGGCCAUUCUCGGCCUGGUCAUCACCUCUGUGUACGAGCUCUGGUUCCUCUGCUCAGAUUUUGUCUAUGUCGUUCUUUUUCCCCAACUCUUUUGUGUUGUGUAUUUCUCCAAGUGCAAUACCUAUGGCUCUUUGCUAGGCUACAUACUUGCACUGUUUCUACGUCUAGGAGGGGGCGAUCCGACAUUAAACAUCGCCCCGAUCAUACACUAUCCUUACUAUAAUAAAGUUGACGGACAACUCUUCCCGUUUAAGACACUAGCCAUGCUUAUGUCAAUGUUGUGUAUAAUUUCGGUGUCGUACUUGUUAGACUUCCUGUUCAGGAGUGAACGGAUCCCCAUGAAGUACGACUUCUUCAGUUGUAUUUUCAAUCUUCCCGCCGAUGAGAGUCAAGACAAAUACGACAACGUCAACGGGGAGAAGCUUCAACUGAGGAAGCUGGAUCCCAUGGGGCUGCCGGCAGCGGAAGGAACCACAGCCGUCACUCCGCAGCAACGAGAGAAGCUCCUGGACAUCACACGCGGGAUUAUCCCCGAGUCGGCAUCGAGGGAACCGCUGCAGGAAGACUAUGCAUCCAGCCCUUCUAGUGAAUAGCGCCCUCUAUGUGUUGUAGUGAGCCAUAGGCUUUUUAUGCAAUACAAUAACAGUGUAACAGUAUUUGUACAUGGAUCCCCUUACGUCUUUGUCCAAAUAAGGGGUGUUAUCAGUGGCUAUGGCUUGGUCAAUGUGUUUAACAUCAAAGCCAUCAGUCGUAGCCACUCAAACCAAAUUUGGGUAUAGCGUACAACUUGUUUUAGUCCCAAUGCACAAUGUUUUCUUAGUGGUUAGAUUGUUUAAUUAGUUAGGCCUACCCAAGCUUUUGUUUAUCAAGUGAAUGCAAUGUCAGCAACAGAUGAAUUUUUUUUUAAUUUAAUUGGAAACAUGAAGGGGUUAAGUCAUUGUUUGGUUUUCUCACGUUGUUAAUUUUCUGCCAGUUUGCUAUUAUUUACAGAUUGUGUAACAUGGUUCAGACCAUGGCACAAUUUUGAUAAAGAUUGAAACAACAAAUAUAUGAAAUUUAUGAUCUUAACGUGUAUAUUCUAUUAACUGAAAUAUUUGCGGUAAUUCUCCAUGCCGCAGAUUUGUUUGAAAAACAUCAGAACAUGUUUUGGCAUGCUAGAUCAAAGUAUUACAUAAUACAGAGAUGAGAAAUGACAGUAUUUUGUACGUCUGCUUGGUGACACCCAAUAGCUAUUAGUUUGCUCUUAAAUCUUCCCUUGGGUGGGAAUUCCAUCAUUUCAGUAAAAAGUUUUCAUCAGUAAUGUUUUCUUCACCCCGGCAUAUUAAAUAGUUCUCAAAAUCAACAACAAAACAUGCGCACUUCAUUGAAUAAAGCACAGUGACAUUGCCCACCAAAAUGGCGCAUUCAAGAUUAUUCUGAUGAUGACGUCGGGGGAAUUGGGUCAAUAGAACAAUCAUAAGCAAUUUUAAAGACCUUUAAAAUGGCUGCCAUUGUAUGUUAUAUUACUCUAUCUUUAUUUUUCUUAAUGAUACAAAUCUGUCAUCAAAGGCGCAAUUCCAUUACCUACCUGUCGCCUUAAUCACUAGUCCAAACCAAAGAUUAUAGAGCGCCGCAAGGCGCAAGAUGCGGAACUCGGGCUGAAAUGUGAAAUCCCACUGGACGCCAU
Messenger RNA from Asterias rubens (European starfish), 3083 nucleotides. RefSeq names its product high-affinity choline transporter 1-like. The record is from RefSeq and is a predicted model, not a curated record. The transcript has 10 exons. NCBI's taxonomy places the organism in Eukaryota, Metazoa, Echinodermata, Asteroidea, Forcipulatida, Asteriidae. Bases 274 to 2010 code for a protein of 578 amino acids. Gene Ontology annotation, molecular function: choline:sodium symporter activity. Gene Ontology annotation, cellular component: plasma membrane. Gene Ontology annotation, biological process: acetylcholine biosynthetic process; choline transport; transmembrane transport.